CGAAACUUUUCGUCAAGCUGUAACUCAGCAUCACGAAAACCAUGGGAGACGUGCAGGCGAAGCUGCAGGAGCUUUCUGACGGCUACCAGAGCCUACAAGGAGACCUCUCUACUGCAGUCGAAGCACGCCAGAAGCUCGAGUCGCAGCAGCAGGAGAAUGCCACAGUCAAAAAGGAGUUCGAUAUCCUCGAUGAUGAUGCGAACAUCUACAAGCAAAUCGGACCAGUACUCUUGAAGCAAGACAAGACGGAGGCCGUCAUGGCAGUCAAUGGCCGCUUAGAGUUUAUCGAUAAAGAGAUCAAGCGGUUCGAAAAACAGAUCAAGGAGAUCCAGGACAAGAGUGAGAAGACGAAGAUGGAGAUAAUUCAGAUACAGUCAUCGGCACAACAAGCACAACAGGCAGUAGCAGCAUCAUGAGUAUGGCGAGAUGAUAGAGUGAAAAUGAUAUCCCCUGUUCAACGUCUUCUCUCAUCUACAUAAAAGUUCCUCAACCGACUAACUUACUUUCAAACUACGUCACGGGCAGAUAAUAUCGCCAUGGACGGUAAUACUUGGUUGCAAUUGAUCUUGAGGUUGGGCCAAAGAUGAGGGUCAAGGACUCACGGAAAGGGAUAGAAACAAGGUUGGAUCCACGUGCGUAUAAGAGGGCACCGUAAACGGCAGAGUGUUAUAAAACCAUUGUUUUAGGCAAGUCAAUAGGGAUUUGAUGGCUAGCCUACCUAAAAAGUAAGCAGGAUAUGGCCAGCAACCAUUUCGGCACGGCUGCUCUCGCUGUCUGG
This is a messenger RNA of Cucurbitaria berberidis CBS 394.84, 778 nucleotides long. RefSeq names its product Prefoldin beta-like protein. The coding region runs from base 42 to 416 and encodes 124 amino acids. Gene Ontology annotation, cellular component: cytoplasm; prefoldin complex. Gene Ontology annotation, molecular function: protein-folding chaperone binding. The record is from RefSeq and is a predicted model, not a curated record. Gene Ontology annotation, biological process: protein folding; chaperone-mediated protein complex assembly. The transcript has 5 exons. Lineage: Eukaryota; Fungi; Ascomycota; Dothideomycetes; Pleosporales; Cucurbitariaceae.